This is a messenger RNA of Pararge aegeria (speckled wood butterfly), 1602 nucleotides long. Its product is annotated as cytochrome P450 4C1-like. The transcript has 10 exons. The record is from RefSeq and is a predicted model, not a curated record. NCBI's taxonomy places the organism in Eukaryota, Metazoa, Arthropoda, Insecta, Lepidoptera, Nymphalidae. Gene Ontology annotation, molecular function: monooxygenase activity; iron ion binding; oxidoreductase activity, acting on paired donors, with incorporation or reduction of molecular oxygen. The coding region runs from base 72 to 1580 and encodes 502 amino acids.
CGAUAUCACAAUAACUGUCAUUUUUUACUAUAACAUAGUUUUAUCGUAGCUUUAGUGCAACUCACGGAGCUAUGUUGUCCAUUAUGUUAAGCUUCGGUGCUUCAGUGGUUAUGGCAUAUUUUGUGGUUUUGUGCAUCUACCACAGGUUCAGCAGACGGGGAAGGCUGAGGGCUAAAAUACCUGGACCUACUUAUUGGCCGAUUAUUGGAAACACGAUGGAUAUUAUUCUACCUCAAGAUAAAUUGUUCCUAUAUUUAAGAACUUUGCACAAAAAAUACGGUGAUACCGUCGGACUAGGUGCAUUGGAUAUUUCGUCGGUUAUGAUCUGUAACCCCAAUGACAUCGAGAAAAUUCUUUCGUCAACUAAAUUCAUUGAGAAGCAACAGCCGUACACGUUUCUAAGAGGUUGGUUGGGUGAAGGCCUGCUCACUAGUUAUGGUAAAAAAUGGCACCAGAGGAGAAAACUGCUCACCCCAGCAUUCCACUUCAAUAUCCUGAAGAGAUUCUUCCGGACCAUCGAGGAAGAGACGGAAGUAUUCCUUGAGAGUCUUGCAGCUGAAGUGGAAAAUGAGAAUACUGACAUUGUGCAGCUUAUCAGUAACAUGACGCUUAGAACUGUCUGCAAAACUGCAAUGGGAACCUCAAUGAAUGAAGGAAUACAGUCGUUAUCAACCAAAUAUUUUAAUGCAAUACAAAAACUUGGCGCGAUUUUAAUCCAACGCUCUUGCAAAGUAUGGCUAUUCCUUGAUUUCACUUAUCGAUUAACCCAAACGGCCAGAGAAGAAAAAAAGGUUCUGCAAGAUUUACAUGGCUUCACGAGGGACGUUAUUCAACAGAGGAAAUCGUAUUUGAAGGAUAACCCUUCGAUAUUGAACUUGGAUAGUGAUGAAGACAUAAACAAGAAGGGCCGUCUGGCUAUGUUGGAUUUGCUUAUUCAAAACCAGAAUGAAGGUGGUAUAGAUGAUGAAGGGAUUAGGGAAGAAGUCGAUACCUUUAUGUUCAGGGGGCACGACACAACUUCAAUGGCACUAGUGUUUUUCAUCAUGAGAUUAGCUGAUGAGCCAGAAAUACAGGAUAAAAUAUACGAAGAACUUAAAUCGAUAUUUGGCAAUUCGGACCGACCACCGACAAUGGAAGAUCUAAAAGAGAUGAGAUAUUUGGAGUGCUGCAUCAAGGAGUCCCUAAGAUUGUAUCCCAGUGUACAUUUUAUAGGCCGAUAUGUGAGAGAGGAGGUUGAAUUAGGAGGUUACAUGGUACCAGCGGAUUCAAUCGUAUCAAUCCACAUUUAUGAUGUCCACCAUCGACCCGACAUAUAUCCCGAGCCUGAGCGGUUCAUACCCGAGAGAUUCUCACCGGAGAAAUGCCUCAAAAGACACCCCUAUGCCUACAUACCCUUCAGCGCUGGACCGAGAAAUUGCAUAGGUCAAAAAUUCGCCAUGCUAGAGACGAAGACGUUAAUGUCCAGCUUACUGAGGAAGUAUCGUCUAGAGCCCGUAACCAGACAUUCGGACGUAGUGUUCCUGACUGAACUCGUACUACGCCCUAAAGGGCCCAUCUACGUAAAGUUUUGCUCAAGAUAAUAAAUGUUACUACAUGGUUAUA